CGCAGGGCGGAUUUUUGGGGAUGCUAUUAAAUCAAAACCAAAACGCUGGUUUUCAACAUCAACAGGGCCCGCAGCAACAACAGGCCCCGCCACAACAUCAGGCACUGCAACAACAGCAACAAGCCCCGCAACAGCAGUAUGCCCCGCAACAACAGCAACAGGUCCCUCAACAACAAGCCCCGCAACAGCAACAAGUACAGGCCCCUCAACAACAACAGGUCGCACAACAACAGGCCCCGCAACAGCAUCAGGCCGCAUAUCAGUUCUUACAAGGACAACAGGGAGGCCCUCAGAUACAGCAGGUACCAGCAGGCAUGGGCCAGCUGGACCAGCAAGUAGGACCAGUAAGGGGACUCGGAGGCAUCAACCGACCAAUGGGUCACGCCGGCAUCAACAUGGGACCAGCAUUAGAACAACAACAGAUGGGUUUUCAAGGCAUAGGCCAACAAAGGCAUCCAGGACAAGCAGGCAUGGGCCAGUUUGUCUUCAACGUCCCCGGACACCAAACGAAUGCAGGGGUCAUUCAAGGAGGCCAAUUCCAACAAGACUACCACCAGUUUCAGGCCGGCAUGAAUCCGCAAGGGAACGGCAUGAUGGGAGGCCGGCUAGGCACAGGGGUGCUGCCGGGUAUGAAUAUGGAUAUGGUACAGCCAACUCAAGGGACACAGGCUGGUAUGGGCCAGCCUAUGAUAAUCGCCCCCGCAGGAUCAUGGGAUACCUCAAAGAACACUCUAAUGUUGCAAGGUACGCAUCUUGACAGCCAUAUCGGUUCUAGUUUAAGACAAAAAAUCAUUAACGAUGAAUACGUGGAUUUCGCGACGUUAGCUAAAGAUGAAAAUAAACAAAUUUUACAAUGUAACACCCAGAAAAAUGAGGACGGGUCAACUUCGGUAGUUUUGGCGCCAAGUGAUAAAAAGAAAAAGAUCUGGUCAGUUUCAGAAUGGCAAAAUGCAUUCUAUGUGUUCAUGACAGUAUAUGUUCCUUAUCAUCCUAAUGAGACCUUGAAAUUGUUCAAGUAUGGAGCGCACAUUCUGUCUCUUAGCUUGUCACCAGGGGCUGAUUGGGUGAAAUACGAUGAGAAUUUCCGCAGAAAUAAGAAAUUCGGUUUAGACUGGGCGGUACCAAACAAUGAGCUUAUGUUGGCGGCAACUUUGUUAAAAUCUCCUAAUCAAAAUUCUGCUCAAAACAAUAAAAGAAGUGGUGCAAAUGUGAGUUCUUUUCGUGAUGGAAAACCCAUAUGCAUCCGAUGGAAUAAAGGCCACUACUGCAAUUUUUCAGAAUGCAAAUACAGGCACGUUUGUUCAGAUUGCGGACAAUUCCAUAGAGCAUCAGGAUGCUCUUCAAAAUCCGGAUAUCAAAAUCAAAACAAAUCACAAAAUAAAUUCAGUCCAAAAGCUCCAUACACCCACCUAAACUAUUAAAUCAAUUAUCUUGAUGAAAUACUUCCAUAUAUAUGCUUGUAAGUAUUUUCAGCUUUGCCAUAGGAAACUCUAAUAAAGAUUGGAAGGGCACAGAAGACUAAACUCCCGUUUAGGCAAUACAAACAUUAUUCUGUGUGACAAUCAUUAAUAGUUUACUAGAAAAAAAUUAUUAGAAAAUAAAUAA
Molecule: messenger RNA, 1605 nt
Organism: Owenia fusiformis
Lineage: Eukaryota; Metazoa; Annelida; Polychaeta; Sabellida; Oweniidae
Source: the annotation of a GenBank genome assembly